This is a messenger RNA of Zymoseptoria tritici IPO323, 1914 nucleotides long. RefSeq lists its product as uncharacterized. The transcript has 3 exons. Bases 4 to 1914 code for a protein of 636 amino acids. The record is from RefSeq and is a predicted model, not a curated record. Gene Ontology annotation, molecular function: flavin adenine dinucleotide binding; oxidoreductase activity, acting on CH-OH group of donors. Lineage: Eukaryota; Fungi; Ascomycota; Dothideomycetes; Mycosphaerellales; Mycosphaerellaceae.
GAGAUGGGUCUCAAGCAAUUCCUCCCGUUUGGCCUCUUCCUGCUAGCAGCGGCGCUCCCUGCCGCAGAAAUCAGACAAGAGCAGGAAUCCGAAUAUGAAUACAUCGUCGUUGGCAGUGGAGCCGGAGGCGGUCCACUUGCAUCUCGUCUGGCUCGGGAAGGCCACAGCACGCUGUUAAUUGAGGCUGGAGACGAUCAGAGCAGCAAUCCAAACACCACUGUUCCCAUCUUCCAAACACUAGUAUCAGGGGAUCCCGCCCUACGAUGGGACUUCUAUGUCUCUCACUACCAGGACCAACAACAAGCCCAGCGGGAUCCCAAGUACAGUUACGAUACUCCAAACGGAGAAUAUACUGGACUCACGCCUCCUUCGGGCGCCACUCCGAAAGGAGUCCUGUACCCACGAGCCGGCACUCUCGGAGGCUGUGUAACACACAAUGCCCUAAUUUUCAUCACAGCCCACGACUCCGACUGGGACAACAUCGCCACUCUGACUGGAGACGCCUCAUGGUCCGCUUCAAACAUGGGCAAAUACCUCGACAAAGUUUACGAAUGGCAGAGCGUGAACCCAACCGACCCUACGAUUCUUCUCAAGGACUUGCAGCUUGUCCGACAGCUCGCCGGGGGUGCAGGUGUGAUCGCUCCUGGACUUGAUCUGCUCAAGCCGGUCGUAGGUCUAGGCACCGCGCUUCUGGGUGACCCGAACGCUCGUCUUCCGAACCGUGACUCCACUGAGGGCUUCUAUCCCAUUCCUCUGAUCGCUGAGAAGGGAGCACGAAAGAGUGUUCGAGAGCACAUUAAGGACACCGUUGCUCAGGGAUACCCCUUGACGGUCAAGACCGACACUUUCGUCACAAAAGUCGUCUUUGACAAGUCUGGAGAUGAGCCAAAAGCGGUCGGCGUGGAGUAUCUCGAAGGAAGCUACCUCUACCGCGCCAGUCCUCGCAGCAGCGGUCGCUCAGGAACACCCGGAUCCGUCAACGCUACUAAAGAAGUCAUCCUAGCAGGCGGAACAUACAACACAGUCCAAAUGCUAAAGCUCUCCGGAAUUGGUCCUAAAGCCGAGCUCGACUCGUUUGACAUUCCCAUCCUCGUCGACUCCCCGGGCGUAGGCACCAACAUGCAAGAUCGCUACGAAAUCGGCCUUAAUGUCCAACAUACCAAAGACUUCAACAUUCUCGAAGGCUGCACCCUCGAUGCUAAACCCCACGACGAAUGCUAUAAGCAAUGGGUUUCCGGCGCCCCUGUCCUCGCCCAACGCGGUACAUACGCUACAGAUGGUCUCGCGGCUACGAUGGUCGCCCACUCAGACUACGCCGAAAACUCCGACGUCGACAUGUUUAUCUUCGGGUCUCCAGCCAAUUUCACAGGGUACUUCCCUCAAUGGUACGACCACAUCGUAGACCAACACAACUUCUACAGUUGGUACACCCUCAAAGCCCACACGCGAAACACAGCCGGAACAGUCAAGCUCCGCUCCGCCGACCCCCUCGACGUCCCCGAGAUCGCCUUCAACUACUUCACCUCCCCAGGAUCCGACAAAGAUCUCGCCUCCAUGGUCCAAGCAUUGAAAAUGUCGCGACAAGCUUUACAGCGGUAUAACAAUGACCCUAUCCUGAAUCUCCUUCCAGGAAGUAAAUUUGAGGAAUUCUUUCCCGGGCCGAACGUCCAGAGUGAUGCGGAGCUGGGUCAGUAUAUUAAAGAUCGGACCUGGGGACAUCAUGCUGCUUGCUCCGCGCCGAUUGGAGCGGAUGGCGAUCGGAACGCUGUGCUUGAUAGCAAGUUCCGGGUUAGAGGUGUCAAGGGAUUGAGGGUUGUAGAUGCGAGCGUUUUCCCUAAGAUCCCGGGAGUUUUUAUCCAGGCGCCGAUUUUUGUUAUGAGUGAGAAGGCGGCGGAUACCAUUCUUAAUGGGUAG